This is a messenger RNA of Mytilinidion resinicola, 1300 nucleotides long. RefSeq lists its product as uncharacterized. Gene Ontology annotation, cellular component: cytoplasm; nuclear pore. The record is from RefSeq and is a predicted model, not a curated record. Gene Ontology annotation, biological process: nucleocytoplasmic transport. NCBI's taxonomy places the organism in Eukaryota, Fungi, Ascomycota, Dothideomycetes, Mytilinidiales, Mytilinidiaceae. Gene Ontology annotation, molecular function: GTPase activator activity. The transcript has 4 exons. The coding region runs from base 83 to 838 and encodes 251 amino acids.
CUCGUAGCAUCGUGUGCCAGCAACUCGAACCAUCCAGUUCCCCACCUCACACACCCGCACUCACACCUCUCUGGCCACCAACAUGGCCGACUCCGCCCCAAAAAUCGACCCCUCUGCAGAGCAGACGACGUCCACCGGCCCUACCCUCGUCAAGGAUGAGACCGCCAGAGUGACCGAGGAGCUAGAAGCCCCCAAGCCCGCCGAGGAAAAACCCGCUGCCACCAUCGCAGACACUGCCACCAACGCCGCCACGGCGGUGAAAGACAACGUCUUUGCCAUGUUCGGCGGAGGGCCCAAGAAAGAGAAGCGGGAGGAAGUCGACGACGUGGACGAGCCUUCAGGAUCUUCCAAGGCCAAAGCGGCCGAACAGGAGGAUGAAGUCGAGAACGUGGAGCCCGACGUCCACUUCGAGCCCGUUGUGCGCCUGACAGAGAAGGUCGAGACCAAGACGAAUGAGGAGCUCGAGGAGCAAACAUUCAAGAUGCGCGCCAAGCUGUUCAAGUUCGACCGCGAGUCGCGGGAGUGGAAGGAGAGGGGCACCGGCGACGUCAGGUUACUGAAGCACAAGGAGAACGGCAAGACGCGCCUGGUUAUGAGGAGAGACAAGACUCUCAAGGUCUGCGCCAACCACUACGUUGUCCCUGACAUGAAGCUAUCCCCCAACGUCGGCAGCGACCGAAGCUGGGUCUGGAACGCCGCUGCGGACGUCAGCGAGGGCGACCCAGAGGCUCAGACUCUGGCCAUCCGGUUUGCGAACAGUGAGAACGCCAACCUCUUCAAGGAGGCCUUCAUCAAGGCCCAGCAGGAGAACGAGGCUCUCUUCAAGGCUGCCGAGUAGCUGCGAUUCUGACAUGGCGAGAGAAUAAAGGCUGCGAUCCAUUGGGCGACUGGAAGGCUGAGGGUGGUUGAGAGGCUUUCGUAUGGUACCAUAGAGUUCUCAUACUGCACAUACUAGCAACAAAUUGGCCUGGCUAUGCCUGCAGCAAAUCAUAGUUAGAUCAAACACUCCCCUGAACACUACCUCAAUGCGCAUACAACUACUUGCUUGUUCUGGUUUUGGGAUUGAUGAAGAGCCUAGCAUCCGGUUUGAUGGCAGCAUUCUUGUCGUCAUGGUGGAUAGAGAGUAGCAAUCACUGAUUCCAAGCACCUCGAGCAUCUGAUAAUGCCAAGCACAUUCUUGUCUUUACCUACUUAGGUACCUAGCUUUAUGUACCAUAAAAGUGUCAAGUUUUGGUUCCAUGCAGGUUCGAUCAACUGCAUUUUGUAUAGAUAGUAGAUCGCCUUGCAGCACUUCUACAGU